Dichotomopilus funicola is the source of this 1506-nucleotide messenger RNA. Its product is annotated as major facilitator superfamily domain-containing protein. The record is from RefSeq and is a predicted model, not a curated record. Gene Ontology annotation, molecular function: transmembrane transporter activity. Gene Ontology annotation, biological process: transmembrane transport. Gene Ontology annotation, cellular component: membrane. NCBI's taxonomy places the organism in Eukaryota, Fungi, Ascomycota, Sordariomycetes, Sordariales, Chaetomiaceae. The transcript is spliced from 4 exons. Bases 1 to 1506 code for a protein of 501 amino acids.
AUGGAGACAGAGAAGGAGAUCGCUCAGCAGGUUGAGGAGUCCCGCGCCCGUUCGCCGAAGGAGGGCGACUCGUCUGACCUCAGUGCUCCCGACUCCGAGCUCGAGUGGACCGAGGAGGAAGAAACGGCGCUCCGGCGCAAGAUUGAUUGGCACACGGUGCCUCUGGUCACGGUGCUGUACAUGCUCUGCUUCCUCGACCGCAUCAACAUCGGCAAUGCGAGCAUUCAGGGCCUGUCCGACGACCUGAACCUCAACGAGGGCGUGCGGUUCAACUGGGCGCUGUCCAUCUUCUACAUCAUCUACCUGCUCGUCGAGGUACCUAGUAACAUCCUCCUCAAGCAUGUCGGUCCCCAGUAUUUCCUGCCCUUCCUCGUCUGCGGCUUCGGCCUGGUCUCGCUAUGCACCGCGUUCGUCCGUGAUUUUGGCGGCCUCAUGGGAGUCCGCGUGUUGCUGGGCAUCUUUGAGGGCGGCGCGUUCCCGGGGCUCGCCUUCUUCCUCAGCUGCUUCUAUAAGCGCAACGAGCUGCUCUUCCGCGUGGGUAUUUACGUCUCGGCGGCUUCCAUUGCUGGUGCUUUCGGCGGCCUAUUGGCAACGGGCCUUUCGCGGAUUCCGGAAUGGGGCGUGGCCUCAAUGCGCAUCGCGCGCUGGCGCAACAUCUUCUUCUUCGAGGGCCUCGUCACCAUGAUUAUCGGCGCGGUGGCCCCCAUCUGGAUGCCCACGAACCCGAGCGAGGCCCACUUCCUGACGCCGCGCGAGCGCCGCAUUGCUGCUGAGCGCCUCAUCCGCGAGCACAAGGCAGAUCCUAACGCUAAGGUCACCUGGAAGGACAUCCGACAGGCCGUUCUGUCCAUCCACAACUACACCUGCGCGCUGGGCUUCUUCCUCAUCAACAUCACCGUCCAGGGGCUUUCCGUGUUCAUGCCCACGAUUCUGAAGGACCUCGGGUGGACUGACACCAAAGCGCAAUUGUACUCGGUCCCACCAUACGUGGCUGCGUGUCUGGUGGCUAUUGCCGUGGCGUACGGGAGUGACAAGACACACCAGCGUGGUGCAUGGCUUGCCGCAUUUUCCUGUCUUGCGGCCGUUGGGUUUGCCAUCCUUCGGUGGGUGGAACAACCUGAAAUUCGUUACAUGGCUCUCUACUUUGUGACCGUGGGGGCCUUCCCCGGUGGCCCAGGCUUCCUGAGCUGGGCGAUGAACAAUUCGGCUGGUCCUUCGGUUCGUGCUGUGAGCUCCGGAUACGUCGUUACACUUGGUACGAUUGGUGGAAUCGUGGCAACAUGGACUUACACCAAGGGAGACGCCCCCAAAUACCACACCGGCCACACCAUCAACUUGUGCGGCCAGCUCGCCACGGUGCUCCUGUCUCUUUUCGGAAUCUUCUACUGCAUGUAUGAGAACAAGGCCAGAGCAGCUGGCAAGCGCGACCACCGGCUCCAAGGCUUGACAGAGGAAGAACAGGAGAAGCUUGGGAACACGCACCCAAGUUACCGGUAUUGGACUUAG